Stegostoma tigrinum is the source of this 2615-nucleotide messenger RNA. RefSeq names its product acyl-CoA-binding domain-containing protein 5. Lineage: Eukaryota; Metazoa; Chordata; Chondrichthyes; Orectolobiformes; Stegostomatidae. Bases 1001 to 2491 code for a protein of 496 amino acids. Gene Ontology annotation, molecular function: fatty-acyl-CoA binding. Gene Ontology annotation, biological process: fatty acid metabolic process; autophagy of peroxisome. The record is from RefSeq and is a predicted model, not a curated record. The transcript is spliced from 15 exons.
AAUUAUGAUUGUUAUUACAAGUUUUGGUUAAGUUAAGAUGUCCAGCACGUUUUUGUGGAGCUUCAGCUGUUGCAUAAUUUUCUUGGUUAUAGCCUUUUACCGGUCUGCGUUAGAAUGGCACUGCUUUCUUAGUUUUUAGUUCAGACCUAAUGCUGAAUGUGGCGAUGUCGAACCUAUUAUCCAUUGAAUAGGAACACACAAAUACCUUGUUUCCCACCGCACUGAAGGUGUGUGGGUGUUAGGGAGAUGUGACAAGCGCCACAGUUGCAGUUUGCGCCUCCAACAACAUACGCGGAACAUGUGCUAUUUUCCACCAGGGUAGUGUUUUGGAAUAGCUUUCGUUUUUAAGCCUGACGGGAUGAAUCCUGGUAGCUGCAUUUAGUUUGCAAAACCCUAAAGGCUCUUUGUUUUCUCAUGUUCUGAGGGCUUUUUUUGUAAAAAAAAAUAAAUAACGUGACAGUAUCAGUAGACACUGCCGGUGCGAAUCUCCUUUUGUGGGUGAUUGUGAAACUGACCAGUAACCUAGAGUCUGAGCGGGCUCGCUGCGGUGUCAAUGGUAAAGUGACAUCCGAGAUAAUGGGAACUGCAGAUGCUGGAGAAUCCAAGAUAAUAAAAUGUGAGGCUGGAUGAACACAGGCCAAGCAGCAUCUCAGGAGCACAAAAGCAACUGCUUUAAUCCCUCAGAAUUCAAUGCAGAGUAUGUAAGAAUAAAGUAUCUUGCUUAAAGCCUCGAAGCUUGUCAAAUCAAGUCACAUCUGGAACGCAGUGCCUUACGCUUUCCUUCAAAUAAGAUAAAAGCAUCUCACAGCAGGGAAGGUGUGGAGCAGGAACUUUGCCUAUAAGCAGUUCCAGUACCGUACUGAUCAAGGAAAAACGUCAGUGUGCCUCUAAGUUUGGAGCCAAUAAUCUUCUAGGCCUUUAACACUGAUCUGUUCCAGCUUUGUAAGGCUCCAAAACUGGAUUGCUCAAUUAAGCUUCCACUAACGCCUGCAAGUGCAGCAUGGCAGAGGCUCAGUCUGACUGCCAGAGACAGUUUCAGGCAGCUGUCUCAGUUAUCCAGGCCUUGCCAAAAAAUGGUGCUUACCGUCCAUCCCAUGAGAAGAUGCUGAAGUUUUACAGUUACUACAAGCAGGCAACUGUCGGCCCAUGUAGUAUUAGCAGGCCUGGCUUCUGGGAUCCUAUUGGACGUGUAAAAUGGGAUGCAUGGAAAUCUCUGGGGAACUUGUCAAAAGAAGCAGCCAUGAUGACUUAUGUCGAAGAGAUAAAGAAAACAGCACAGGAGAUAAUUGAUACAAUGUCAGGAACAGAGAGUGAGGAGCAGCACUUCCGCCUGUUUCAGCCACUGUACGAAGUUGUUGAAGACAUGCCCAGACCUCCAUGUUUUUUGCUUAAGGAGGUGUCAGGUGAAGAUGCUACAACUCCCCUGACAUCAACUCCAUGUAUCGUGAUGAAUGGUAUGCUGAACAAGCACGAUAGCAGCUUGGUACUGGGGGAGCCGAGUGAUGAGAACAAAGAUCUUACAACAAACAAAAAAAUAGUUCGAUUUCAGGAGAAUGCUGUCAUCCAAUUUGAUGACAAUAGCAGAGAAGCACAUCAAGCCAAUGGCAUUUGUUCAGAAAAUGGUGAUCCUCAUCCAGAGCUUGGGAUCUCUCAAUUGGAUACAAUAGAGGAAACCAUGAGGACACUGCAACUUCAGGAAAAUCCCUCAAAGUUUCAUGACAUUACAGACAAUGCUAGCAACAAUUACACAGUGGAAGUUGCUGAUCCAAAUCACUUUACGAGCGAUUCAGAAAAUGAAGUGUUCUGUGAUUCUGUGGAAGAACUCGACCACGAGAGAAUUUUGGCAAUUCAGAGCAGCAGGACUGCUGCAGAGCAUUCCAGAGAUCCAUUGAAUUUACAGGAUGUUGAGUCUACAGAGUUGUUCUGCAAUGCUAAAGUUCCCGCUUGUAGGCCAGAUGGUUACCUUUACAGGUGUGACAAUUUACCUGCAAACCAUGAGACACAUGCAUGGGCAACAGACAGAGGAGGGCGGCUUGCGCUGGUUGGAGGGAACAAUAAGGAGAAAGAGAUAACGUUUACAAAUCCACCAUCUAGAUCUGAAUGGCUAACUGAGGGGAAAGGACUGCAGCAGGCUCAAGGUGGAAGUUCAUGGAGACUGAGAAACAGCCCUGCCAACAACACAGAGGACAAUGAAAGAAGGGUACACAGAGAAAAGACUGUGAUCACCAUCAACAAUAAUAUUGUGAGGGUUCUUCAUCGUCUAGAAGAGGACAUGCAGUCUGUGUUACAGAGACUUGGUAGGCUGGAGGGCCUGACAACGUCGCAGGUGCAAACAGCUGGCCUGCAACCACCUAGUUUGAAAAUAUCCAAGCAUAAGAGAAUUUCCAGGUGGCUGUUUGGCCCGUCGGGGCGUACGUUGCUGUUUCUAGUUGUGUGGCCUUUCAUUGCUCAGUGGAUAGUGCAUGUUUUUCUUCGCAGAAGAAGGAACUGAACAUCUGUGAAUUUAAUUGAUAUGUUUCUGCCAUGGAAUGACAUCCCUGCACAACUAAAGACUGCCACAAUUUGUAUAUAUUACUACCCCCAAGUGAACACAAUCAACAAACUUUGCUCAAAUA